Messenger RNA from Ostrea edulis (European flat oyster), 15833 nucleotides. Its product is annotated as fibroblast growth factor receptor 4-like. Gene Ontology annotation, molecular function: fibroblast growth factor receptor activity; ATP binding. Gene Ontology annotation, cellular component: membrane; signaling receptor complex. The transcript has 20 exons. The record is from RefSeq and is a predicted model, not a curated record. Lineage: Eukaryota; Metazoa; Mollusca; Bivalvia; Ostreida; Ostreidae. Gene Ontology annotation, biological process: positive regulation of cell population proliferation; multicellular organism development; positive regulation of kinase activity. Bases 10691 to 13399 code for a protein of 902 amino acids.
CAAUAUGUACACACUCUCUAUCUAACAGUUUACAGUUUUAUUAAACCUACAAAGGAAAGCAUUUCCUAUUCCGUGAGAUAAAUAAAGUACCACACCUAGUACCCGGUCUCUUUAUGUUGUCUACCUGUUAUGAUCUAUUAUAAUGCUGUCCAACUGAAUAUGUUGAAAUCUGCAUGUAUGAACUUGAUAUAGAUAAAACUUUUAAAAGUAUAUACACAUCUUUGGGUAGAUCACUUGUCGACAGUUUUUGGACACUGUAUAUGAAUUUUAGAAUGGAUGUGAAAAAGGAAAAUCUUGCAUCAAUGGUUAUUGAGAUGUGUAGUAUUUUUUCCUCAACCUUUCAGACUAGAGAGAGAUUGAGUAUUAAUUCGGGAAUAACAUAGAGAGAUAUUCUGAUGACACCAUCACACCUGAGCCAGGGAAUUUAGUAUAUAGUGACAGUCUAGCCUUUUGAACCAUCAUUGCCUACACGGAGAAGAUCUCGUGAAUGUGACUUUGUGAUGUAAGGGUUUUGACUACAGACAAAGGGAGACAAAGUCUGGAUUUCGGACUCCUUGCCGAUUUCUCUGGUGACGCAGUUUGUAUUACUGAAGUUGUUCUGAGAAUUUAUUCUUACUUAGCAUAAAAAAGUAUUGGUUUUAUCAAUGUAAAUUAUAUUGCAUGCAAUGUUACAGGCAGUGGGGGAUUUGUUGUCGGGGAGAAGAUCGUAAAAGGUUGCACAUAUUGGUAGGAAGGUAAGACACUGAAUGCGAAAAUUUUGGAUUUAGCUUGCCUGAGCUGAAGGGGAAAUAAGUGAGGUAUGACGUGCAUUAUGUAGGGGGUCAAAUGAAUUUUUUCUUCAGAACCAUUUAAAUACACAAACACGUAUUACAUUGUGACGAUUCAAGAGCUUAAAUCCCUGAAUAAGGGAGGGUCAUAAGAGACUGAAUCGAAAUUGUUUUAAUCAUAUUUUAUUUGUGAGAACAUAUUAUUUACAAGUAAUUUUGCAAGACCACUUGUUUGCAAAAGUUUAGAUCUCGCAAAUAAAUUUUUAAGAUAUAGAAGACUUGGGGAAUAAAUAAUGAUUUACGAAAGUCAUGUCUCGUGAAAAAAAAAUACUUCAUUGUAUCCUUGCAAAAUAUAAGUGAUCUACAGUACUUAAAAAAUCUUGAUCAAUCUACCUCUUGUUCUAAAACUACUAUUUAUGAAAUAGUAAUAUACAAGAAUCUGUAUAUGACGCUGAUAAAAGCCAUGACAUUCAGGCCAGAGAGAGGAGUAUGCGUAGUAAAACUCAUUUAUAUCAUAUCUCAAGAGACUGGAAAAUGCUAAGUUACAAGUCGUGAAUAUAUUAUAGCUACUUUCAGGAAAUAUACUGGCCAUGCUUUUUCUUACCAGCAUGGCCACAUCUUAAUAUUGAAUUACAAACAUUUUUAAAAAUCACAUUUUGUGAACUCUUGACUUUUGAGUCCAGAGUUGGGGAAAUUAAAAUAUUGAAUUAUAAUGAAAACAUAAACUACCUGGUCUGUGGUUCAAUUUGAUUAUUUUUCUCAACUUUUUGGUUGAUUACUGAACAUUGGUGAGAUAGAGGGGUUCAGUGUACUUGAACAUUGUCCUGUGAGUACAGGUUUGAGAGAUGGUGGUGUACUUUAUAUAGUGAGAAGGGGUUCAGAUAUUUAUAAUUGGAGUUGAAUGAACUAGUGCUUUAAUUUAUGACAUGAAUUUGCUUCUAGAAUGUACAUAAAAAUAUAACAAAUUCUUUUUCUCCUCCGGUAGUUGGAAACAGUUGUUCCUAAAGCAUUUUGAGAACAGCUCUUUUCCUCUGUGAUUAAGACGUUCAAGUGAUUUAUAAACUGAAGUGUGUACAAGAUUUUCACUUUUGUAUUUUCUUUCUCUUCAUUUUUGCAGACUUGCCACUCUUCAUGGUCAUUAUUUCUGACAGAUCCUUUAAUACAAUCUAAAGCCGACCCUCUUUCCUGAUUACAAAGUCUCCUUCAUUUCAGAUUGUGCUUUGCCCUGGUGUCAUUCUUCAGUCUUUAUUCGAUCUCCUUUUACAAUGGAUUUCGGUUUGUUCUUAUCAGACUGAAUUUCCUCUCUGGCAUUUUUUGUCUAUUUUGUUUGAUAAACUUUAUACUCGUGAUUUCUCAAGUGACAUAUUUUUUAGCAUUUCUAUCCAUUUUCAUGAAACACAAGUGUUUUCAGCUGGGUUUGCCGACUUUAAUGCACUGUUUGUAUUCAUCUCUGGUUCUGCUGAUGUUUUGGAAUAUUGGGAUCCGGAAUUCUGAAUGUUACGAUCUGAUGGCACAUGUUUGUAAUGGGACUGAUACGGCUGAUCCUGGAUAGAAUUUUAUUCUGUUUAUUUUAUUCCCUCUUCUGCUCCAUAGUCAUUCCAUUUUAAGAUUUUCAUUAUUAUGGUUACCAUAUGUUCAUCUUGUGACCAUUCUUAUUAACCUACUUUUACACAGUAUCUUGGCUCAAAGUUCACAGUCACAAGCUUGGGACUCAGUAAUUGGAAAUUUAAGGGGGAAAUUUACAAAUUGUCAAAGAGAUUUUUCAUUAUGAUUAAAAAUGCCAUAACAUCUUUAAAUAUGUAUAGUCUUUUCUAUUGGUUGUGUGUGUGUUAUUUGAAAUUAUGAAAAUUUAGAAUUACAUUACACAGAAUUUCCUUCUUAUUGCAGUGUGUUGUUGAGUGUAAGGACAGGUGCUCUCAGAUUAGGAGUGUUGGUGCUGUAGUGCUGGCAACCAUUUCUGGCAGAACUUAAGAAAUGCUGCAGGCAAGUGCCAAAAGCCUGGCCAUACUGUAAACCUAGCAAACCCUAAAGUAAACUGUUUACUUUUUCAUUUUCUUAGUUUUAAACUCUUUCUGUAGGAAAUGUGCUUUGAACUUGGGAGAGUAGGACUUGGUUUAUCUUAUGGUUUUUCGUAGUAUAAGCCAUUCAUUUCCUUCCACCCUCCCCUCUGGCAUUCCCUCAAAUUCUUUUUAACAAGUCAUCAAAAUAUGAUCAUCACCAAGAGAUGUGAAACUUCAGCAGAAUUGGGUGACAAUAGACUUGUACAUUUCACUGAUGUGUGUUGGUUCCAGCAGAAAUCACAUUUUAACAAUAUGGCUACAGUAUUGUAGAAAAACAUAACUAAAGGAAGGGAUCGUCAAACACCCUAAUCAAAUUCAUUGAUUUGAAAUAUUUAAUUAUGAUAUAUUCCAUGUGUAGUUUUCCUUAGUCUGGUGUUUUCAUUCUCCGUAUUUCAUUGUAAGGUGUUGUCGUAUUUUAUGAAAUUUUUAUCCCUAAGAUUGAUUUUUAUUUCAGGUGAUUUGACUGAUGCACAGGACUUUGGCCCUUCUGAUGGUAAAUUGCUGAGGUCAGCAUAAACUGGUAACUUUUGUACAUAUAUAGAUCAGGAACCAGUUGUGCGAGGGUUAGUUAACUUGAACAGACAGUAAACUUCCUGUUAACUCUUGCAUGUAUAUAGCAUUAACUGGACGUUAACUGUCAGUUAAACUUAUCUCAUCUUCGUGCUACUGGGUCCUAAUGAUAAUCUUAAUUACUUAAUUAAAGGGGCAUUAGAUGUUGUUAUGUCACCAAAAAUUGAAUUCAAUGAAGAUUGCUCUACAUUUCAGUACUUACAUCAGUAUUCAUUUAUUUCAAACCCUUUUUAACCUCAAAGCAGGCACAUGAAUAUGUAAUUUUGGUGAUCAAAUAAUUAUUGUCUUGCAAGACAAUAAUUCUUCCUUAAAUAUAAUUCUUUACACUAAAAGCGUAUCUGACGUAAUUUUAUCAUGUUUGUCUUGUUUUUGUACAAAAUAAAUGUUUUAUCAGUCAUUGAUAUACAUUCCUAUGCCACUGAGAGAUUUUGACGAAAAAAUGGUUGCCAUCACUUUCACAGCUAAUGCCCCUUUAAAUUGUUUGAAUAUUUCUAUUCUUCUUUUUCUGAUAGUAAAGUAAAGAUGGUAUUCGAAAUUGAAUUUAUGUCAAAAUUUUGGUGUCUCAGUGUCUGCACUCAUUAUGUGUUUUGAGUUUCAGUGGUUUCUAAAGAUUGUAAAGUGAGAUAAGAAUAAAAUACACAAAAAUGGAGGUUUUAAAUCUAUUGGCCAAUAUCUAAGCACCUGUUAGGUAACAGUUUAGAAAUGGGAUUCCUUGUGAUGUUAGGCAUUUGUAAACAGGGUCAAAAAAAAACCUUAUGCAAACUGAAUAUGCAGAUUUCUUUAGAAAUGAUUGGCCACAAUCAGACUUGCAUUUUUCAGGUGCAGUCUUUCUUAUCUCCAUGUAAGGCCCAAAGUUCAAAGUUUGUGUAGGACAUGAUCUCCAUGUUAGAAUUGACUUUUUGAUUUAUUUGGGGAGGGGAGUCCUUUUCAUGAAACAUUGUAAAUUCUUUCAAUGUGACACAAGAAGUAGAAUUUUUUUUUUUUGGCAUUUUCAGUUAGAAAAACAUUAUAUGAGAGAGCCUGAGAGGGGGAAAAAUGGAAAACUCAUUUUUAAUGCAGUUUAUGAGAAAUAUUUAUAAAUGUUACAGUCCAUUAAGCAUGUAUAUCUGUAGACUAAAGGUAGCUCUUCCACACUCGGUCAGAUAUGAGCCAGCUAAACGGAGCAAACCAAGUCAAAUAUGAAAUUGUGGUUGAAGAGGUAUGCAGGUACAAUUUGGGUAUUGAUCCUCUGAUGAAAAACCCCAGGAUUUGGAGGACAAUCCCAUUUUGGAGUUAUCUGAAUACCCAUGUAAACAGAGUGGGCAAACAAAGCCUAAAACCCCAGUAGUGAUUGUAGGUCAGAUGACUAGUAUAACUGAUUUCCUCGCUUUUUUAACAAAGGCCCAUUUCCCCCCAAUUCGUACCUGUGCUCGACUGAUUAAGGCCCCAUUAAAUUCUACAUGGUAAAAUGAUUCUGUUGUCGGAGUUAAACCUAGGAUGGUAAUUACAGCAACGUAAUAUUCCUCUUAUUUGGAAUUUUUUGUUAUGGUCUAAAUUAUCUGUUUGUUAGGGGGGCGAUUUUCUUUGCCUGUUAUACAAUGGAUGAGCUCUUUAUCCUAUUCAAACAGACAACUUUAUUUUCACCAAAAAACAACUAACUCUCAAUGAAACAUUUGAAAUUGUAAUGAAUGUGUAAUGAUGUACACAGUUCUGUUGGGUGCAGAAGAUAUUCAAUUCUUCUUCCACAAUAUUCCCUCUACGGAGCCUUAUUUAAAUUAUUCCAAGGCUUUUAAAUCAGUUGCCAGGUACUUAAUUCAAAAAGAAAAUAUCUUCCAGGUAGUGGAAUGAAUCUUAUAUUUCAUUCUGUGCCGUUAUAGGUGACGGGGGUUAUACUUAGGCAUUUGUUUGUCUGUCAGUACUCCAGACCCGGUGCACCCGCAAUCAGAUUAGGAAAUGGGGUGGCCGCUAUUUGCUUUUGUAAUGCCAUCAGGCUAUUUAUUUUUCACAUUACCCAAACUAUGAAAUAGAAAGGGUGUCAAUAUUGUUUAAUCAACAAGACAUGUCAAAAGAUUUGAAUUAUCUUAAAAUUUUGUAAAUGCAGAGACAGGAUAAGGAUAUUGUAGCAGUUAACAAUAGCGUGGAAGGGGGGGGGAUGAAUGAAUUGCAUUAUUUGUUGUAGUUAGAUAUAGAAUUGUGUGUUUGAAUUCUGUUUCUUGUAGUACUCUAACUGAACAUGCAAUGCAAUGACUCAUGGAAUCCCAUCACUUGUACAGUGUCAACUAAUUGUGUUAUGUAAUGCUCACAAUUACAAAAUUUUACAUAUUAGUUGCAUUUUUGUGGGUGGUUAUCUUUUGUGAUCAGGAUUAAGUUAACUUGGUGUAACCUCUGUGGAGCAUUCUCUGUACAGUUUAUCAGAUAGGUGUCUUUUUUUGUCCUGCUGGUUCCUCUUUUAUGUCUACUUUACAUCUACACAGGGCUCCAAAGACCUCCCCCAGCUUACACUCCAUGGGCAGAAAUUACAGAAAUGUGAUCUAAUUAUCCUCCAACAGCAACCUGUGUUGUUUACAGGGAGGUUUGAAUGCCUCCGAGUUCGGAAUUCCAAAUUUUUAGCUGGAGAAAAAAAAUUUGAUUUUAAAAUUAAUUGUUUGCACUUUUAGGCACUGCAUAACAGUUUGGGAAAAUCUAGAGGGAUGUGCAGUCUCCUCAUUGUUGAUAUGAUACUGACUGUGAAUGCAGAGAAUGUAGUGGACAAUGUCCAAACACAUGGAUCCACCCCACUGGACAACUGAACAAGUUCAUCAAAAGGCAAUGGUUUUUUUCUUUUCAGGGAGUCCAUGUCCUUGGUGUUUGUGAAGAGGAUAACAUCAGUAAUUGCAUUGACAUCCAUACUGGCCACUCCAGUCACUGGCUGGAACUCAUUAUUUCUUACUCAAGAUUAAUUACAGAUUACUUCCAGUGCUAAUCCCUCUGACCCCCUUGAUCUUUUACUGUUUGUUUUGAUACAGAGCUGUAGAGAGAUGUCUGCUGCUGAUUAUUGUAUAAUGUGUGGCUUUAUGGACAUGAUCUUACUUCUGUUGUAAUGAAAUUAACCCCCCCCCCCCCCCCCCCCCCCCCCAAUCCUUCCAUCCACUAUUGUAAAAAAUAUAUAUUUUCCAUCCUUCAAUUGAUACCAUUUAAAUAUAUUUGCUUCAUUUCCACCAAUCAUGCUGACAAUUUUGGCGUCCUGUUAAUUUAAAAAUAACAAGUUACAUCAUAGUAAUAAUAGUUUGCUCAGUUGACCUUUCCGAUUUGACAAGGAAAACAGUAUCGUCCCUACGUAAAGUAGACUAUCAUUUCAAAACAUUAGGAAAUUGGAUUUUCUCGCACAAGUUUUAAAAUUUCCAAAUUAAAGUUGAGGAUUUUAAAAUCUUUAGUAUUACUUCACUGGGCAUCCUAAUAAUAUGGCAGCGUCUGCAUUGUGUUGGGCAUUUGUAAAAAUAACCACAGGGUUAAAAUCAAGUCUUUUUAGUAUUUCCACUGAUGCAUUUCGAUCUAUUUUCCAUAAUACACAAGUAUCGGCUUUUCUUUUGUAUAAACGGACCAAAAGAAUUACCGUGUCAGGAACACCGACAUUUAGAAGGGGGGGAAAAGGAUUUUUUGGGGGAGAUAUAUCUUUUGCCUUUUAAAGAAUAAUGCCAAAUAUUGUUAAUUUUCUGCUUCAAUGUUUAGAAGCCGUUGUAUAUUUAGCAUCAGGGUUUGAUUGUGUUUCUGACCACGGGAUCAUUAGUUCUCCUCACCUGGUCAGGUGUGAAGAGCUGAUACAGCUAGCAUGACCCAAGGCCUAGAUGUCAUAGGGGGUGAGUGACAUUGGCCUGCCAGUCAUUUAUCUUCAUGUCUGCUGGAAAUUCAAGUAAUUAGCGACAUAAGAAAGAGCACAGUCUAAGAUUAUGCGCAUCUAUCUCGGCGCAUGCAGUCGUUGUUUCAUGCGUAUGUACUUUCAGCGCUUUAUUUCAACGCUCGGCAUUUAGAAGUGAGAAUCACGGGAUUCUCGGACAUGACCUUGAAAACAGAUCCCCGUGUCGCGACAGGCGUUGGGAAUAUUACUAUUGGCCUGAGCGCUAAGCAUAGGUCUAAAUUUGUGGUACUUGCCAUAGUUAGUGACGUCUCGAUAUGAGUGAAAAAUUUCUCGACGGGACGUAAAACAAACCAUAUUCAUGGUAUUUAAUAAUAUGCAAGCAAUACAUAAAUGUGACACACACACACACACACACCCUUUCUAUUCUUUUUUGGUCAUGAAAACUUUGGUAAAGAAAGCAAUAUAUAAUAUGAUAUGAAGCGAGGCUCUGGGGAUCAUGGCUAACUCAAUUUUGAUCUAAGUUUUUCUUUAUAAUAAGGAAUUUAUAGUGGAAAAAGUGUGACUUGGCUCUUAAGUGAUACGGACUGAGUUUUGCUGCUCCAGGGCUCGAGGUAUAUGUUAUACAUCUGUUUCCUUGGCUUUUGUUGGGCCUGAUUUUCAGUGGAGAGGGGGGCAUGACAUGCCCUGGAGGGAGGAAGGAUGUUUGCUCUCUGAGGAAGUUCCAGAAAAUCGACGCGUCUCUCUCGGGAUGGUUGAAGAACACCUUGUUUUCUAUUUACACACAGGAAAGGUUCUCCUGCCAGAGGGUUUCAGAUCCUUAAAUUUACAUAAAGUAUUGAGACAAAUCAGGAAGUACAGACACUUAGAAUGGGAGAGGACCCCGAGCCCCCUGUUAUUAUUGUCAACGCGUCUUUACACAGAAAAGAGUUGAGGAUUAAUCACAAAGUCGGGAAGACUGCAGGAUGGGAAUUCAAUUUCAAAAGGGAACCAAGCAAAUUCUUCAAAAUAGGUUAAGGAGAAAUUGGUUAGACUAGCCAGACUUGUUGUUUUAAGAUCCGUUUUUCUUACUGCGCAGGUGUACUGUAUCUGUUUUCAUAUUUUUAAUUGCAGAUGUUUACAAGUGUUCGAUGCCCACCCACCGAUCAUUUGUUUUUUUCUGAUUUCACUAAUGACAGACAAAUUUCAGAUUCUCUUUCAAUACAAAAAUCAAGUCAGUUUUAUUUAAAACGAGAGAUUUCCUUUUUUCUUUUUUUUUUUCUUUUUUUUUUUUUUUUUCUUUUUCUUUUUUUUUUUUUUUACUUUUAAAGAAAUUCAAGCAUGAAUCAUGGCCUAGAAAUCGUUUCUCACAGUUUUAUCCUAGUGGUUGGAGCGUUCGCUUCGCAAGGUCCUGGGUUCGAUUCCCGAUCCGGCGCCACGUCCAGCCCAAGACGUUUAACAGGCGGUGACUGUUCCUUUGCCAAACGUCCGGCUUUGAGGGUGAAAAAUCAAGAAGUAUUUCGGCUGAUGGCGGAGGUCCCGUGUCUCGGUCAAUUGUCAGCUCGUGAUGAAGUAGCUCCAUAGAGUGAACAAGUGUUGAAGGGGGGGGGGGGGGGUACAAGUUCACUGAUCGCAGUUGAAUUGUCGUUUAGCAAACAGUCAGCCCCCAUCUCGGAAUGCAGACAAUUGUUCUUCAGUCAUUUAUAAAUUUGUUUUUCUAUGCAUAUAUAUUGAUUAAUUUUUAUGAUUAUAAAAUUGAAUGAUCAGUAAUCGACUUGUUUUAUUAGCAAAACACGAAUUGUAAGUGAGAUGUGUAUCAAUUACGUACAAAAGAAUAUCGCAGAAUAAUGACCGCGGUAUUCCUUUGAUCUUUGCAGUAACUGCGGUAGAAAUAUAUAUAAAACGUAGUUCUUCCAUUAUUUUGUCUUCACAGGGACUGUAGCUGUGUAUAUGAUAUUUGUUUUAACCUUUUGACAGAAAAUGACUUUGACAUUUUACCAUAAUAAGCAAAUCGACAGCGUUCUGGAAAUUGACAAUAUAUAUAUGGUCAAGGUAAUUCAACAAGUGUGUAAAAUGUUUGUGCAUUUGAUAAUGCAAAGCAUCAAAUGCGCAGAGUUUUAUACAAAGUACGACUGCAAACUAAAAUGACUAAUAGUGAGUACAAUACUGAAAGUAACCAAGGGGAGAAAGGACACGACACAAAUCAAUAAACAACAAUAAAAAACAACAACGAGAGGAGGAUAACCGUAGAGAUGUAGCAGAACUUGUAACAUGUGGCGGUUAUCAUUGUGUAAUGAAGCAGCAAAGUGCAGAAGGUCAAGAGAAAUGUGGAAAGCUGGACACGGUAGUAACGAGCAACAAAUAUUGGUAUGGAUCGUCAAUGUGUAGGUACCCCAGUACGAGAGGGAGUGGGAAACUUCGACUGCAUGGAGAGAAUAUCAAAAACAACUGGACGACCAGGGAGAUGGAACAGAAAGCAAAAAAUUUAAAGACUUUACGAUUAUUUUUUCUCGGUCAUGUGAACUGAUUUCUUACUACAUUAAUGUAUCUCUAUGUCAAUAAUGUAUAUUUAAUCAGUCUUUGGUGAUGCACGCCAUGUCCACAAAUUUGCGACAUUUACAUAAACUUUUGACAAAAUAUUAAUAAUAUGACAUGUUUUGAGUCAGUAAAGAUAGUAAUUGCAGUGCCUUGACAUUGAAUUCGUGAUUUACAUGUGAAAGGUCGCCCAUCGUAAACGAUGUACCUGUUGUCUUAAAACAUAGUACCGCUAGAGCGGUGUGUGUUAGUACUGUUGAUUUUAUAGGUAUACUUAAGCACUUACCAAAGAAAAAAAAAAUCUCGUUCAAUAGAGUUAUGUGAAUUUUUCUUCUCGUUUUUUAUUGCACACGCGACUAACCAUCUCCAAUUUUUUGAAUGGGGUCACGUGACACGCCUGAACAGCAGACUAGGAUCAGCGUGCUUACAAUCUCACAAGAGUUUAUGUUGAUGUUCGAGACGGACCGACAGCUUUUGGAUUUUGUUAUGAAUUUUUUUUCAAUUGUGGGAAUUACUCUGCUUCAAUCUUAAUCAACAGUCUGUUUAUAUUCAUACGGAUUAAAAGUGAUGGUUUCUAACUGGAUUUUUUAAAUAAAAAAAAUUUAAAAAGUUUUUAAGAAGUCGCCAAUUUUGAAGGUAAGCUGUAUAAAGAGAUGGUAUACAUGUAGAAACCAUGUAUCUCCGUUCUAUGAAUUUGCAAUAAUUGAUUCAUUUAAGUUUUGAUCGUUGAUAAGUUUUAAAACUUUUAAAUCACAACUUGUGGGCCCAGCUGUGCACGCUGCUUUCGAUUAACUAUGCGUUUGUGAGGAAUUCAGGAAAAAGUCUUGAUGAAAGUUAGUAAAAAUGAGGUGGUUGGCGGUUUUUUUUUUUUUAAACGUUUGGCAGGAAGUACAUGUCACCAGAAUACUUUGAUUGAUGCCCACUUAUCGCUGCGGACAAUGUAGAUAAUUACAUAACGGUUACAGGCUAUGCCAUUCUAUGAGUGUGAAGUUUUUCUCCGAAGUAGCCACCGGGUAUCGCGUCACCUGCAAUUAAAGGUGACGACGAAUUCGUUUGGAAAAAAAUAUAUAAGGGAACUGGUCAGAUUACCACUUGGAGAGAGUGAUGUAGGGACAGUUUCCCUUCAAGAAAUGGGCCUUAUUCGGACAGUGACUCUCGUAUUUAUUAUUGCUCUGAAUUAUGGUUUCACAUUGGCCUCGACAACUACACCAACUACAGGCAAAGCCCCUCUAUUGAAACCAGAGGAUGACCUACCGUUGGAGUCCAUCAAAGUGAACGAGGGCUCUAAGUUAAGACUGCGAUGUAAAGUUUCCGGUGAUCCUCGACCAUUCACUACCUGGUACAAGGAUGGAGAAAAGAUCAAACCACGAAAUGAUAAAAGACUGAGAAUAAACCGUAAUUCCCUGCUGAUAGUUCAACCUCGAGAACAGGACAGCGGGCUGUAUUCCUGUCACAAACAGAACCAGUAUGGGGAGGUGUGGAAAAACUACUCACUCACUGUCAAAAAUGAAAAGAAAAGUUUGGAAUCUAACAGUGUUGAUUGCAAGACCACUGGCCCACCACAAUUCAAGGACAAAAGUGAUCUAAAUGAAUGGAUAGCCAGGCCUUCUCAAGCACCUGUUGACUUUAAAUGCAAUGUCUGUGGCAAUCCGGAGCCCAAUGUCACAUGGUACGUCAGUGGACGACGUAUCGACGCGAGCGUCAUCGGUGCUAAGUAUAAAGUAAAAAAGAAGACAUCCUUGACCGUGGAAUCUCUGACGAAGAAAGAUGCUGGAAAUUACACCUGUGUGGCUCAGAAUGAGCACGGGUCUAUCAACCACACAUACGAACUCAAAGUUAUUGAUCGGGUGUUAACAAAGCCUGUGAUCCAAGGACCAGUGAACCAGACCGUGACUUACAGGGACGAUGUAAAGUUUGAAUGUAUAGUGGUCAUGAGUGACCUUCAACCCCACAUCCAGUGGCUGAAACAUUACCAGGUCAAUGGCUCCUUCACCAAUGAGGAUGAAGAGCCUUACGUCCACAUCAUACAGAAUUUACAGCAAGGCAGUAAGCAAUCCUCCUUCAACUUGACCAGGCCUGAGAUUUUGUACAUCAGAAACGUGACUUACGAGGAUGCUGGCUGGUACACCUGUUUAGUGACCAACUCCAUGGGGCGAGCCUACCAGAGUGCCUGGCUGACCGUUGAAGAUUCAAAAUGUGAUAACUGCACAAAUUCCACAGCUGACUCUCUGCUGGAACCAGUUCCAGAAUCAGCCAAAGUCAUUCAGCAAUUCCCACCCCCCAGGAACAAUAUGACCCUGGUCAUUAUCAUUACUGUGGUCUGUUCUUCUGUCCUACUUGUUGUCCUGGUUAUCUUCGCUGUGUGCUGGAGGAGGUGGAAGCUGAGGGGCAAGAAAUUCACCAAUGUCAAGAGGGUCAUAGUCAUGAGACCAAAUGAGAUUUAUUACCCCAACAAGAUUGGACAGGAAGGUCAAGCUCUGAUUGUCCCCCAAGUUCGAAUUGAGCAAACAAAUCAGCGUCGUCGUCUGUCAUCUGACCUAACCGUGAUGUCAGAGUACGACCUUCCGCUUGAUAAAAACUGGGAGUUCUCGAGAGAAAGACUUGUCAUGGGUAAGACUUUGGGUGAAGGAGCCUUUGGUGUCGUGAUAAAAGGAGAUGCACAUGGCAUAUCAGGCAAAAAUGGAGUCACAACAGUGGCAGUCAAAAUGUUGAAAGAGGAUGCCACAGAUCGUGAGCUUACCGACCUAAUUCAGGAGAUGGAGGUUAUGAAACUUAUCGGUAGUCACAAGAACAUCAUCAAUCUACUGGGCUGUUGCACUCAGAAUGGGCCGUUGUAUGUAAUUGUGGAAUUCGCUCCGAACGGAAACUUGCGUGAUUUUCUUCGCAGCAGGAGGCCGCCCAAUAGUGGGUACGAGAAACCUGUGGGCGAAGACAACACUUCAAAAGAGACUCUCUCCGAGAAAGAUUUGAUUUCAUUUUCAUAUCAGAUAGCCAGGGGCAUGGACUACUUAUCCUCUCGUCAGUGCAUCCACAGAGAUUUAGCGGCCAGAAAUGUGCUAGUGGCGGAGGACUAUGUGCUAAAAAUAGCUGAUUUCGGUUUAACAAGAAAUGUGACGAACAUCGAUUACUACAGGAAAACAGGAGAUGGUCGUCUUCCAGUGAAAUGGAUGGCUCCUGAAGCCUUAUUCGAUAGAAAAUAUACCUCAAAAAGUGAUGUAUGGUCAUACGGAGUGCUUCUUUGGGAAAUCUUCACUCUGGGAGGAAACCCCUACCCCUCGGUGCCUGUGGAGCGACUGUUUGAGUUGUUACGAAGUGGUCAUCGGAUGGAGAGACCUCCCUAUGCCUCGAAGGAAAUGUACAACCUGAUGAGUAACUGUUGGUCCGAUGCCCCAGCUCGUCGUCCUACAUUCCUCUCCUUGGUCAAAGACCUUGAUAAAAUGUUAACAUGUCGAGGGGAGGUGAGUGACGACCGAAUGAAGAACGCCGGGAAGUGCUUGGCUCGGAUUAUACAUGAGUAUUUGGAUUUGGAGCCGGGAGUGAUGCCUCUCCUUGAAACGCACAUCAGCACGUCAGAUAGCCAAUAUUCCUCAAUGUCUCGGAGUUGUAGCAGUGUGUCGGAUGAAGUGAUCAGCCACACAAACAGUAGUAGUGAUUCCGAUAAGGAGGAGGUGUCAUAGUGGAGGGAGAGAACUGUCUCAAAACUUUUUGGAUUGGCAGCUUUAUUUCACUGUAUACACAAGCAGAGGGUGAACCAGCACAAAGUUAAUGUUGAAAGCAUGGACGCCCAGGAGUGUGGACCGCUCUCCAAUGUUAAAAAGAAACCCUCGGUGACUUUGAGUUGUAGCGUUGCAAUCGGAGAAAAUCUAUGCAAACUGACACAAGCAAGCAACAGUGCAUGCUAAAAAGACCUCUUGGUUUACAGUGGAGGCACACGUUAUACUGAAUGUUGUGUAGUGUUCCGUUAACAUAGGGCAUAUUAUUGCUUUUAAUAACACUCGGUAAGUAUUGUGACAUCAUAAUCAUUUGAUAGUCCCAUGAUGCAUUGCGCAGAAUGUCAGACAGACCUUGGUUCAUACGCACCGCUACUGUGUUCAUGGUUGUGCAGAGGCCAGUGUUUAAACAUGUUCACAUUACAAAGAUUCACGGCAUGAUCACCUAGACGUUUUAACCAAGGGAAACUUGGCUAGAUUUGGAGUGGACUCCCAGUCUGAACAUUCGUCGAUGAUCAAACAAGUGCUUUAUAUACUACUUACCAAAGUUCAAAGGAACAAACGUUUUAUUGAUCAUGUAGAUUAGCAUACUUCUAAGUGAAGAAUUCCACAUUCAGUGUAUGUAACAAAAAGCAGGAAUCGUUUCUGUUAAUUUUGUUUUGAAUGCGAUAGUUACACCAAUGAAAGACUUAGAAAUAGAUACAACGAAUUAUCCAUAUUUUGUUGAAAUGCAUUGUAAAGAAAUCCAUCCAUAUUUGUAACCUGUUACGUUUUCUGUUGUAAUGGGAUACCUGCAAGCUGUCGGACUCUGGACUACGUAUGGUGCCUUCUGGGAUGGCAAAGAACAUUAGAAGACUCAUUACCUACAAAUUUAGAUGUAUAGUUGCCUUAGUUGGGGGGGGGGGGGGGGGGUAUUAAAGUAAAACUAAAUCCAAUUCAAAUUUUAUAUUUUUUAGAAUAAAAAUGGAAAUAAACUACUAGAAGAAAUGAAAGAGAUCGCCAACACAUCAUAAAAAUGUUCUUGUUUGGGUUUUUAUUUUAUUUUUUGUUUAUUAUUGUUCAAAACAUUUCAAUUGAUUAUUUUGGACGAAAUUUUGCUUAGCUAGAUGACUUUGAAUGUAAUUGCUAGUAAUUAACAUUGUAUGUAAUGGGUCCCCAUUGCCAUGUUUAUAUGGGUAAUGAAAGAGUUUAUUGUUUGUUGAUCAUGUGACUUAUUGUUAUAGUUUACUGUGUUCAUUAACUUCAUGCAUUUUGGUUAAGAUUAAGAUUGGGGUUAAUGUUGGGGUAUAGGGGGUUUUACGAGAUGAAGAACAAUCUUGUCAAUGUCACUUUCAGUGUCACAUGGUUUUCGUAAGCGUGGUAAUCACGUUUAAAAUAUGCUUUAAAGAUUGAAAUAUAUUUGAAGACCUAUUGAUCAAUUCUUUGUGUUUAACUCCUACUUUUUAUGUGUCCAAAGCUUUCUGACAAAAUUUGAUAUUAAUGCUGAAUAUCUUUGUUGAAGUGAAUGAUUCAGUGACAGAAUUUUUUAUUUAUCUUGUGACCAUACCCAAUGUUGUCUGAUAUUUAUGAAGAAAUCACUAAAUGCCAGCAACAUUUAUAUUAUUUUUUUACAUUGAUACUUUGUUUAAUUCAAAACUAUUUUUUAAAAGGGGGGGGGGGGGGUAUGUGAGGGUGACAUCUCUUUAUUUUAUUCACUGCCAAGAAGUUGAAUAAUUUUUAUGUAUCCCAGCAUAUUAUUAACCAAUUUUGUGUUCAUUUUACAACAGAUAUUUUAGUAUGAACUUGUUUUUUGUAAUUUUACAUCAGAAACACUUUUAUUACAUUGAUAUAGGCUGGCCCAGGGGAAGACCUCUUUGUGCACUCCUAAAUUACUUACUAGGUUGUAUGUUUGCAGAGACAAACUUUAUUUUAUUUCAAAGGUUGUUGAACAAUAUACAUUUUUUUUUGUCAGUUUGAAUUGUAUUAUAAAAUGUUCAUGUAUUAUUAAUAUUAAAAGGUUGUCCAACUUUCCUCACCAGACAAAACUGCUACCUUAAAAAAAAAUGUCCCUAAGAAAACUCAUUAUCAAAUUAUUUUGAUUGGAAACUAGAAAGCUGCAAUACCCUAAGUAAAUCUCUUCCAAUGGGGCCCCCACAUCUCACACAGCGAGUAUACUCUCUUGAAGUUGUCAAUUACAGUCAGCAUUUCCCUCUACACGGUAGUAGUUUUGUGUAUAUAGUAUUUUUUUUUUUUUUGGACUUUUUGUUUCUUUGAUUUCUGUCAUGCUGUUGAUCAUGAAAUUGUUGAAAUGUUGAGCAGAAAGGUAUGAUGUUUAUAUUUGUAAUGAAUUGUUGAAACUUUUUCUUGGAGUAUUACAUUGUGACCUAAGGAAUAGGAGAAAUAAAUGACCUUACAGCUUCCA